This is a messenger RNA of Leptosia nina, 669 nucleotides long. Lineage: Eukaryota; Metazoa; Arthropoda; Insecta; Lepidoptera; Pieridae. The record is from the annotation of a GenBank genome assembly.
AUGGCUUUUGGCGACGUAAAAUCAGCACAAGGACUUAGCGAACUGAACAAAUAUUUGGCUGAAAGAAGUUACAUAUCUGGAUAUGUGCCAACUCAAGCCGAUGUUCAAGUGUUUGCUGAGGUAGGCAAAGCGCCGGCUGCCAGCUUGCCCCAUGCCCUUCGUUGGUACAACCACAUCGCAUCAUACUCUCCAGCUGAGCGCAAAUCAUGGGCUGAGGGAGUGAGUCCUUUAAAAGCUGGAGGCAAACCUACAACAGCACCUGCCGCAGCCAAGGAUGAUGAUGACGACGAUGUUGAUCUAUUUGGCUCUGGAGACGAAGAAGAGGAUGCAGAGGCUGCCAGAAUCCGUGAUGAACGUUUGAAGGCAUAUGCUGAUAAGAAAUCUAAAAAACCAACACUUAUUGCUAAAUCGUCCGUCAUCCUUGAUGUCAAACCCUGGGAUGAUGAAACCGACAUGAAAGAAAUGGAAAAACUUGUUCGAUCAAUCGAAAUGGAUGGUCUUCUUUGGGGUGCUUCUAAGCUAGUCCCAGUCGGAUAUGGUAUCAAUAAACUACAGAUUAUGAGUGUCAUAGAAGAUGAUAAAGUAUCAGUCGAUUUAUUAACAGAAAAGAUCCAAGAUUUUGAAGAUUUUGUACAAUCUGUUGAUAUUGCCGCCUUCAAUAAGAUUUAA